CUCGACUUUCUCCCUCCCUCAUCAUUUCGCUCGGUCCCUGCCUCCUCAUCUCCUUCGCAUUUUCCCUUGCCCCUUCAUCCUGCAGCUCGCCUGCCAAUGUCGCCCGCGCCCCGACACCCGCUUUGCCAGGCUGGAUGCCUUGUCCUGGCCCUCUUUUGCGUUCCUUAGCCACAGGCCGUCGCCUCGCGCAGAGAUUAUACUUCAGCUUGCGGUUUAUUCUCCAAAGCUCUACUCUUUUUACCGUUCUCCAACCAAGACAUAAGACAUUCUCAGCCUUUUGGCGGUGCAUUCGUCAGUCGCAACUCCUGACUCGACUCUACGCUCGAUUCCGACUCGACCUCGAGCUUUCUUUCCGUUUUGGGCCUCUCAAACACCCGCUUGGUUCCUCUUCUCCCCUCGCCCAUUGCCCCCGCCCUGCCCGCCACGGUGCUUCCUUUCGGCCACAGGAUUUGGAUCCAUGUCUGCCUGGUAGGUCCCCCGUUUCCCCCGUGCAAUUUGCAGGACCUGCGCAUCCUGACCAGUCACAUAAAUGCCGCAGGUUUUGAUUACGUCAAAUGUUGAGACAUUAGAAAGGCCUCAAUUUGCCUGGCGCAUUCAGGGCGUUUCGGCCUGCAGAUCGGGGAACUUCCUUUGGUCGCAAUCGGACCG
Molecule: messenger RNA, 648 nt
Organism: Parathielavia appendiculata
Lineage: Eukaryota; Fungi; Ascomycota; Sordariomycetes; Sordariales; Chaetomiaceae
Exons: 1
Coding region: 135-545 (136 amino acids)
Source: RefSeq, a predicted model, not a curated record